UAUCUACAUCCUUUUGCUAGUUUCAGCUGUUGUUCAUUUGCACUUUUACUUGAAUGCAAGCAUUAUUUUGCCCUGUUUGCUAUUUAAUGUUGUGUAAUUAAUGCCAGCCAUAAGCGUUUUACAAGCUAUUGCACUAAUGCUUUGUGUGUUUAUGACCCUAAAUGCAUCUUCUGAUAGCCACUAACUAUCUUCACGUGAUGAUCUUAUGCGCACCAGUGCCAGUUACUCUCCAGUGUGUUUCAGUGCAAUGGCGGUUGUUUCCACUGGUUUUAUAAUUUUCGACUUGUGUCUGAUUGUCGGGGCAGCUUUUUUAGCAGUCUUGAUAUACUUUAAGCAUUCCUAUCGGUAUUGGAAAGUUAAACGAGUUCCGUACUUGGAACCCACAUUUCCGCUCGGGAAUGAUGAAUAUUUCUUCACAAAAUCCGCUACUUUUGCGGGCGAGGCCAAAUCUUGGUACGACCAGCUUAAAGCCGGAGGACACAAAUUUGGAGGUGUUUGGUCGUUUUCCAGAAAAGCUCUCGUUUUGGUCGAUCCCGAUUACAUACGCGAUGUGCUCACACAGGAUUUUCAUCAUUUCGCCAACAGAGACAUUUUUGUGAACGAAAAAUUUGAUCCGGAAGGAAGCCAUUUGUUCAAUGUAAGAAACGCCCAUUGGAAGCCGCUGCGGCAAAAGCUCACGCCUACAUUUACGUCUGGUAAAAUGAGAAUGAUGUUUGAAAGCGUUAUGCGAUGCUGCGAUCAUCUCGUUGACCACUUGAAAGAAUGUGCAGAAACUGGAGAAAAUAUAGACAGCCGAGAAGUAAGAUUUUUGUACAGAAACGAAUUGCUUUUGAAGAAAGUUGGGCUGGAAACUGGUGAGUUUUUCUGGAUUUCAAACCAUUGCAAGCCCGAAAGCAAUGCAAUGGACCUGAGAGGCGCGAAGAGACCUUCCAGCUAUGAUUCGCGAAAAAUUCAUUCCAAUCCGGAUACUGGUUCUUGCAAAUUCACCAGCGUAUCGGGCAAGUUUUCAGCUAUAAACGCGUGA
Messenger RNA from Dendroctonus ponderosae (mountain pine beetle), 1024 nucleotides. RefSeq names its product probable cytochrome P450 6a20. The record is from RefSeq and is a predicted model, not a curated record. Gene Ontology annotation, molecular function: iron ion binding; monooxygenase activity; heme binding. The transcript has 4 exons. NCBI's taxonomy places the organism in Eukaryota, Metazoa, Arthropoda, Insecta, Coleoptera, Curculionidae. Bases 206 to 1024 code for a protein of 272 amino acids.